This is a messenger RNA of Pongo pygmaeus (Bornean orangutan), 1859 nucleotides long. It is a transcript of the gene NPBWR2, whose product is annotated as neuropeptides B and W receptor 2. The record is from RefSeq and is a predicted model, not a curated record. Gene Ontology annotation, molecular function: neuropeptide receptor activity; neuropeptide binding. Gene Ontology annotation, cellular component: neuron projection; plasma membrane. Gene Ontology annotation, biological process: neuropeptide signaling pathway. NCBI's taxonomy places the organism in Eukaryota, Metazoa, Chordata, Mammalia, Primates, Hominidae. The transcript is spliced from 2 exons. The coding region runs from base 173 to 1174 and encodes 333 amino acids.
UCCAUCCCUGCGACUGCCUGUACCGGCCAAAACCAGGAACACACCAAGGCUACCAACUUCUGGACUCGAAGCACUGGACAGAAUCCAGCCCAAGGAGGCCCCCGACCAGAUACCCAACUCCAAGGCACCUCCCACCUGCCCAGGGCUCAAAUUGUCAAUAGUCCCAGCUACGAUGCAGGCCUCUGGGCACCCAGAGCCCCUUGACAGCAGGGUCUCCUUCUCCCUCCCCACGAUGGGUGCCAACGUCUCUCAGGACAAUGGCACCGGCCACAAUGCCACCUUCUCCGAGCCGCUGCCGUUCCUCUAUGUGCUCCUGCCUGCCGUGUACUCCGGGAUCUGUGCCGUGGGGCUGACUGGCAACACGGCCGUCAUCCUUGUAAUCCUGAGGGCGCCCAAGAUGAAGACGGUGACCAACGUGUUCAUCCUGAACCUGGCCAUCGCCGACGGGCUCUUCACACUGGUUCUGCCUGUCAACAUCGCGGAGCACCUGCUGCAGUACUGGCCCUUCGGGGAGCUGCUCUGCAAGCUGGUGCUGGCCAUCGACCACUACAACAUCUUCUCCAGCAUCUACUUCCUAGCCGUGAUGAGCGUGGACCGAUACCUGGUGGUGCUGGCCACUGUGAGGUCCCACCACAUGCCCUGGCGCACCUACCGGGGGGCGAAGGUCGCCAGCCUGUGUGUCUGGCUGGGUGUCACGGUCCUGGUUCUGCCCUUCUUCUCUUUUGCUGGCGUCUACAGCAACGAGCUGCAGGUCCCAAGCUGUGGGCUGAGCUUCCCGUGGCCCGAGCGGGUCUGGUUCAAGGCCAGCCGUGUCUACACGUUGGUCCUGGGCUUCGUGGUGCCUGUGUGCACCAUCUGUGUGCUCUACACAGACCUCCUGCGCAGGCUGCGGGCCGUGCGGCUCCGCUCUGGAGCCAAGGCUCUAGGCAAGGCCAGGCGGAAGGUGACCAUCCUGGUCCUCGUCGUGCUGGCCGUGUGCCUCCUCUGCUGGACGCCCUUCCACCUGGCCUCUGUCGUAGCCCUGACCACAGACCUGCCCCAGACCCCGCUGGUCAUCAGCAUGUCCUACGUCAUCACCAGCCUCAGCUACGCCAACUCGUGCCUGAACCCCUUCCUCUACGCCUUUCUAGACGACAGCUUCCGGAAGAAUUUCCGCACCAUGUUCCGGUGCUGAGGGGCCUGAGCACCCACCAUCACCCCCAUCAUCACCCCCACCCCCCACCCAGUUCGGGUUGUCUCUUUCAGAGGAUGCCCGGCCUGUUCACAUCCCAGUGCUGUCCUCUCCACGCAGGGAGACACAGACCCUCACACGCUGGCCACCAGACCUACAGACAGCCGUGGGCAUAUACCUUCCAUGUCUCUGCUUCCUGGACAGCCCCUGGGUGGACAGCAGCAGGGAUCCAGGUCCUAGCAGAAGGCCCCCACACAGCAAGCAUCCUGGGUCCACUUACCCACGAGAGACAGACAGAUGCACAAGCCCCUUGGAAGGCUUUUUGGGACUCAGGAACCCUAAUGACAGUGGUCGGGAGCGGAAGGAACCUGAACUGUGAUCUUGACCUGGGCCAGCGCCAUGUUGCACAGUCUCUCCCCAAGACGGGGUUGGGAGGUGGUAAGUGUGGGCACCUCAGGCAGCAGCAAUGCUGUGUUGCUGCAAAGGCCAAGGACACCUGCACCAAAUGAGACCAAGAAAUCCACUCCCGUGGCCUGAAGCCCAAGUGGCAUUCCAGCAGGAGACCCAGCCCCGCCGUGCCCACACGCCGUGGCCUGUGCUCCCCUGUACCCCCCUGCUGUGGCCGACGGUCCUCUCAUACUUUGCUAGAGGCUACAGGGCCCUUUUGCCAGGACUUCUGGGCCACCAC